AACGGAGUGCGAGAAGGAAGAGGCUGAACUUGCUUCAUCCACUCAAAUAUGGCCGGCUUCUCAGCCUGGUUCUGGAACGAAAGAUUCUGGCUCCCUCACAACGUUACUUGGGCCGACUUGAAGAACACCGACGAUGCCGAGUAUCCGCAAGCUGGUGAUUUGCUCUUCGCUUUCCCGCUUGCGUUUGGCAUCUUCCUCGUCCGCCUGGCGUUCGAGAGGUUCAUUGCCAAACCAUGUGCCCUGAGCCUUCGAAUCCAAGCAAAUGGACCACGCAGAGCACAGCCCAAUGCUAUCCUAGAAAAAGUCUUUACAUCAAUUACUAAGUCUCCUGAUGAGAAAAGACUUGAAGGCCUGUCAAAACAGCUUGACUGGGAUGUCCGCAAAAUUCAGCGUUGGUUUCGACAUCGAAGGAAUCAAGAUAAACCAAGUACCCUCACAAAAUUUUGUGAGAGCAUGUGGAGACUUGUAUUUUAUUUCUAUAUAUUCUUCUAUGGAGUGAGAUUUCUAUGGAAGACUCCCUGGUUCUGGGACACACGACAUUGCUGGUAUAACUACCCCUACCAGCAACUGGUGUUUGACAUGUAUUAUUAUUACAUAAUGGAGUUGUCGUUCUACUGGUCACUGAUGUUUUCACAGUUUACCGACAUUAAAAGAAAGGACUUUCUUAUUAUGUUUCUCCAUCACCUUGCGACAGUUGGAUUAAUCACCUUCUCUUAUUCCAACAACAUGGUGCGAGUUGGAACACUCGUCAUGUGCCUUCAUGAUGCAUCUGAUUUCUUUUUAGAGGCUGCUAAAUUAGCAAAUUAUGCCAAGUAUCAAAGACUUUGUGACUCAUUAUUUGUGAUAUUUGGUUUUGUCUUCGUCUCGAGUAGGCUUGGCAUUUACCCAUUCUGGAUUUUAAAAACAACACUGUUUGAAAGUUGGGAGAUCAUUGGACCAUAUCCAUCCUGGUGGUUCUUCAAUUUCCUGCUGAUUGUACUUCAGAUUCUACAUGGCAUCUGGUCAUAUCUCAUUAUACGCAUCGCAUAUAAAGCUAUUGUCAAGGGAAAAGUCUCUAAAGAUGAUCGCAGUGACAUUGAGAGUAGCUCCGACGAUGAUGAUUCUAUGACCAACGGCACAAGAACUCAUCACCACAAUCCCUCGAAAGGAGCCAACAGUACGAAUGGGACCAAUGGCCACCUAACCACUGGAGCAUGGGCAGGAGACCAUGAGUUUGCAUGAACUGUGGAACAUGGAUUAGGCACAGACAGGACAGCUUCAUGGAAAACAACCAAGCACUGGACAGUUUUUUUUUAAAUUAAAAAAAAACUGGGUGUUGCUGCAUGGGAUCUGAGACAGGCUGCCUGCUCAGUAACUUACACCUGCAAAGCACACAGGUGUUUUUCCUUUAUUCUCAGUGAGUGUGCUUUAGCAAGAUGAGAAAUUGAAAUGCAGCUUUAAAUGGAAAUGGAUGGAGCUAGACCUGAGUUUCCUCUAGACCCAUCUUAUUCCAUUUAACAGCCUGCAGUGCUUUAAAUGGGUUUUGUGCAAUUUGUCGAAUUGCUAAAGGUGUGGUUUACAUUUCAGGCCUGUGUUUUUGUCGUGUUUCCUCAUUCUAUAUUUUGGCUCUCAUUGGCACAAAGAGGUGGAGACCAGAGAGGGAAAGAACACAAAUUCGAUAUCAAGCAGAUUGUGUAAUCCGUCUUGGGUGCUGGUUGGACUUCAAAGGCAGGCAGGCAGGCAGGUAAAACCAGUCACUUCAGAUGGAAAGAGUAUUGCUGGAGUGGUGCUUGAAUUCUCACCAAACCUGGCAUCUUAGGGAAUUUUCUAUAAAGGAAUUGAGUAAUCUGUAAACCCAACGAAUCAGGAAUUAUGGGCACUGGUCCAAAUUGUCUUUUAUUUGUGGUGUCAUUUCACUAUCGACCUAAGUGGUGAAGCACAACUUUGUAUUAAAACACUAGGUUCUGGCUGGCAAGCGAGUGUGUGCACAUAUGUGUUGUAAGCCCUCUUUCAACAUUGGACAUUUGAAGGAGAGAUCUUUUCCCGUUCAUCUGUUAUGUGGUAUUUUGUGUUUCAAGUUAAUUUUGUUUCUGUUGUUCAUACAAAGUAAUUUCAUUUUUAGCAACGUAGUUUGUGAAACCAAAAGGCAGCUACCAUGAUGCUGAUAUUAGGCAGUCUACAGCUGCCAAAUUCCAUUUGUCAUUUAUUGGGAGUGCUGGUUUUCCUGCAGCAGUGUAUUGAUAAUUCCUUGUUUGGAGGCAUAAAAAUAAAGCAAUCCUCUGACCUCCAUUUGUUCCCAUUUCAACUUUUGAAUGGGAGAGGGUUUGAAAACUAAUUUCUCUCUGACCACCUAGUAAUGGUUUGGUGUUAUAAAUAAUAAUUGUUUAAUUGUUCUCUUAUACUAAAGUAGAGAUUGUCAAUCUUUUUGAGCUGGUGAGGUUCCAGUGAAAUUUAA
This is a messenger RNA of Hemiscyllium ocellatum (epaulette shark), 2434 nucleotides long. It is a transcript of the gene cers5, whose product is annotated as ceramide synthase 5. Lineage: Eukaryota; Metazoa; Chordata; Chondrichthyes; Orectolobiformes; Hemiscylliidae. Bases 49 to 1221 code for a protein of 390 amino acids. The record is from RefSeq and is a predicted model, not a curated record. Gene Ontology annotation, biological process: ceramide biosynthetic process. Gene Ontology annotation, molecular function: sphingosine N-acyltransferase activity; DNA binding. Gene Ontology annotation, cellular component: membrane. The transcript is spliced from 10 exons.